Molecule: messenger RNA, 1248 nt
Organism: Magnolia sinica
Lineage: Eukaryota; Viridiplantae; Streptophyta; Magnoliopsida; Magnoliales; Magnoliaceae
Exons: 6
Coding region: 1-1248 (415 amino acids)
Source: RefSeq, a predicted model, not a curated record
AUGAGGAAGAAGAAGCUCCAAAGCUCUUACCAUCUUCAAAUGCCUUCUUCCAUUAAAUUUCCUGUAUUUACAGAAACCAACCUCGGCACCCGCAUUGCAAUAUCUACUCCUCCAGAUAUUACUACUGUAGACCUCAAAAGAUCGGUUGAUGCCAUCGACAGGCCACCCAAUGCCAUCAAGCAGAUGUUGAUGCCAUCUACAGAUACUCGAUCCCAUCGGAAAAAUCUGGAAAAUUCCGUGUUGGUUGCUGGAACGUUCCUUCUCAGUGCAAUCUUUCUAUGGAUCCCUCACCCUCCCUCCCUCGUUAGUGAGAUGUUGUCAUACAUGAGAUAUUUGGUUUUACAGAGUGUCUCCAAAAGUUGUUGCUUUUAUGUGAUGGGAAAACCUGGGAGGGAGCACUACCUUUGUUUUCCAAAUCUUGGAGAGGUCAAAGUUCAUGCAUUGAUGGUGAAGCGGAAGUCAUGUUUUUACCACCUUCCAGAGUCACUUCUGAUAAAGAAUGCUUUUCAAGGAUCGAAAGGGUCUUGGUUUCUUCGAAUGAGUGCAACUCAGGUCCAGCAUAUACAUAGUCAAUUAGCGCCCACAACUGAUAUCAGCAAUGCUAUGGUUGGUCGAAAAGACAGGAUUUCUCAAUCGAUAAGCGGCAAUAAUAGUGUCGGUUCAUCUGGGAUAAUAUCUGUGACUGGUAUCCUCAGUAGGUACUUUUCCGAAUCCGAUGAGAGGAACAUAUUCAACUGCCAAGCCGAGAGCAUAAGAAACCCUAACGAACUGGCCGAGCAAUCUGUAGACUCCCAAAUGCAAAAAUUAGUAGAAAUUCAAUGCACCAAUAAUAUUGGUUGUACAACUGGAGUAGAAUUUUCCAUGAAACAGAAUAAGCAUAACAAGAACACGUCAGAAAAUAACAUGGUCCACACAUUGAUUGAUCCUUACAUAGAGAAGUCCAAAUGUAAUAUUGUAUCCAAGAUCAGUAAAAAACGUAACAAAACUGAAUUGUCUGAUAAGGAGAGAAGUGUUGCAAGCUAUGACGUUAAUGAUGACAGUGGGGCCCAUCAAGAUAAUCAAGAUUCACUUUUGAGCAGUCUGAGUGGAAGAGAUGCUGCAAGCGAUGCCAUUACUGUUGACAGUGGGGCCCAUCAUCAUCAUCGAGAUUCUGAGGUAGAGAAGUUCCAUUGUAAUAUUGCAACUGAGAUUAGUAAAAAAGAUAGCAAAACUGGAAUGUCUACUUCUGCCGGAGAGAAACGCUUCUAG